AUGACCGAGCAAAUAUCUAAUGGAAAUGUUCGCACUUCCCUGCCACCUUCUACUCAAGUUGUACCAUCGUCCCUGGAGACCUCGAUAUAUUGUGACGGAGAGAGUCCAGAGUCCACUGAGCCGUCAAUGAGUACUUUAAAAGAGAAAAAUAUUGCACCACCUAGUAAUGUGGAUCACGAUAGUAGAAAUGGAGCUGUUGGAAAGCUCAAGCUUGGGGCUACCACUUCGCUUCCGUUUAUGGGGGACCCUGUAAUAUCCCCGAUAAAUGGAUGGAACCCAUCUGCUAGUAGCGAUUUUUUGCCAAAAAACAACUUCAAUGUGAAAUUUCGCCAUCACGACCAUGGAAGGGCUAUUUACCCUUAUGGCCAGCUUGAACAUCCAUCUAGAAACGGGACCUCGUCAAUGCCACACAUGUGCCCCGGUAAUUCGAGAGAAAAUAUUUCCAUCGUGUCUCCAUCGCACUAUUUUGAGGGAAGAGAUAUUGGAUGCCCAUAUCCUACACGUUCAUACGCCUUAGAAGUCUUGCAUGGUACAUCUCCUUCUGGGAAGAUCAUUCAUUCUUCCAUCAAUCUCGACCAAUUUGGAUUACCGGUCUGGCCUUCAGCUGCCGUCAUGGAGCAGGAGGCAGAGAUUGCAUCUCUCAUAAAAUAUCUAGAACCAACCGUUUUGGAGCUGGAGCAGCAACUGUUGAUAUUCAAUGCAAUUUCAGAUAUUACCAACGAGCUUUUCAAAACUUCGAGAUUAGUUAGGUUUGGAUCAACGGUAAAUGGCUUUUCACUUCGUGGGGCUGAUGUUGAUUUUUGCCUUUUUGUUGCAAAGCCUAAUGAUGAAAAUGCAGAAGAUGAGCACAAUAGCUCUACCAUUGCCGAGUCGGUGCUAACUCGCCUUGGGGCCGCUUUAAUGUCCCAUAGCAGGUUCAUACAGAUCAAGGUGCUGACCAGGGCUAGAGUCCCCAUUAUUAAGCUUAAGGAUUCUGUUACCGGCAUAUCAUGUGAUAUUGGGGUGAAUAACUCGCUUGCUUUGCAUAAUACUCGGCUUUUAUUCUUAUAUGGCCAAUAUGAUUCUAGGGUCCUAUCUUUGGCCCGUAUUAUAAAGUGGUGGGCAAGAAAGCGUGCCAUGAACGAUUCAUAUUGGGGUACACUUUCCUCAUAUUGCCUCGUCAUGAUGCUGGUAUUCUAUCUGCAACAAGGGGAGAAUCCCAUCCUCCCAAUUCUAACCAGUAACUCAUUGAUUGACGAAUUCAUUGAAUGGAGAAAAACAGCACAGCUGCCUUCGUCCCUUCCAUGUGAAUCUUCGAUUUCAGAAUUAUUGGCUCAAUGCUCUAUAUCUUCAUCAGAGCCAUCUUUUAAAGACUUUAUAUCCUCAUUUUAUGAUGCAGACAAAAACGAGUCUGGCGUCGUUGAUACUAUAGUUGAUGGUAAAUACUCGGUCAAGUACAUCUCGGAUGUCCUUUCUCUUAAAAAAAUGUUAUAUCAUCGCGUGUCUCACUCAAAAUAUCCCAAUGUAAAAAGUCAAGCUAUGGGCAGGAAUUUAUAUCCCCUUUUGACGGGGUUUUUUAGGUUUUAUACCCAAACCUUUUCCUUUUCAACGGAAAUUGUUUCCCCCAGAACUGGAAAGGCACUCAGCAAAGAAUCUAAGCAAUGGUCGAUUCAAGUAUUCCCCAAAUUUAUUUAUUCUCGUAGAAUAACACGCCAAGAGAUUCAUUUUGGUUUUGUAUAG
Molecule: messenger RNA, 1719 nt
Organism: Mitosporidium daphniae
Lineage: Eukaryota; Fungi; Microsporidia
Product: putative caffeine-induced death protein 1
Exons: 1
Coding region: 1-1719 (572 amino acids)
Biological process (GO): RNA 3'-end processing
Molecular function (GO): nucleotidyltransferase activity
Source: RefSeq, a predicted model, not a curated record